This is a messenger RNA of Emys orbicularis (European pond turtle), 882 nucleotides long. Its product is annotated as mesoderm posterior protein 1-like. Gene Ontology annotation, biological process: heart morphogenesis; mesoderm formation; somite rostral/caudal axis specification. Bases 1 to 882 code for a protein of 293 amino acids. The record is from RefSeq and is a predicted model, not a curated record. Lineage: Eukaryota; Metazoa; Chordata; Testudines; Emydidae. The transcript is spliced from 2 exons. Gene Ontology annotation, molecular function: protein dimerization activity; DNA-binding transcription factor activity, RNA polymerase II-specific; RNA polymerase II cis-regulatory region sequence-specific DNA binding. Gene Ontology annotation, cellular component: nucleus.
AUGGCCAGCUCUCCUGCCCAGCUCCUAGCCCAGGAUCUCCUGCUGCUCCCAGGCCAGGCCCUGCUGCAGGAGUGGGGCAGGGCCCAGCCCAGCACAGAGGGGUACAGCAGCUGCUCCCCAACGCCCUCCACCGACUCCUGCGGCCUCUCGCCCCUCUACCCCCUCUGCCCAGCUCCCCAGGAGCCCUGCAGCAGCUGCCCUGCAGCCCCGAGCCUGGUGCUGACGCCAAGACGCAGGGCUGGCCUGUGCCCAGCCUACGGGAGCAGGAAGGGCAGCCGGGGCAGGGCAGGCGGCGGGCAGAGGCAGAGCGCCAGCGAGCGGGAGAAGCUGCGCAUGAGGAACCUGUCCAAGGCUCUCCACACCCUGCGACGCUACCUGCCCCCCUCGGUGGCACCGGCCGGCCAGAGCCUGACCAAGAUCGAGACCCUGCGCCUCGCCAUCCGCUACAUCUCCCACCUGUCGGAGCUGCUGGGGCUCAGCGAGGAGACGCUGGCCCAGAGGAGAGGGGGCCCACGCCGGCACUGCCCCCUCUGCCCCGAGGGGCUGGGUUGCUGCCAGGCCAGGACCCCUGGCCUCCGGGCAGCAUCUCCAGCCCCGUGGGAGGGGUCCCCUCCGGCCGCAGAGUCCUGGGUGUCGUCCACCUGCUGCCCUGCCGCGGGGACACCCCCCGAGCCGCACAGGGCACUCAGCACAGACACAGCCUCUUGGCUUUCGCCCCCUUACUGCCCUGCCGCAGGGACACCCCCCGAGCCGCACGGGGCACGAAUCCUGGAUGCGGGGCCGAUGCUGCUGCCAGCUGAUUUUGCAGACAUGGGUCUGUCCUCCCAGGAUCUCUCCGGCGAGCUCCUCUCCCUCCUGGAGGCCCUGCUUCCCCAGGACUGA